CGGAGGAAAGCGCAAAGGGAAAAGCAAGAAGUGGAAGGAAAUCCUGAAAUUCCCUCACAUCAGCCAGUGUGAAGAUCUCCGAAGGACUAUAGACAGAGAUUACUGCAGUUUAUGUGACAAGCAGCCGAUCGGGAGGCUGCUGUUCCGGCAGUUCUGCGAGACCAGGCGGGGGCUGGAGUGUUACAUUCAGUUCCUCGACUCCGUGGCAGAAUAUGAAGUUACUCCGGAUGAAAAGCUGGGAGAGAAAGGGAAGGAAAUUAUGACGAAGUACCUCACCCCAAAGUCUCCAGCGUGCAUCACCCGGGUCAGCCAGGACCUGGUCUCCCAGACAGAGGAGAGGCUCCGCCAGAGGCCCAGCAAGGAACUCUUCUCUGCAUGUGCGCAAUCUGUCCACGACUACCUUCGGGGAGAACCCUUCCAAGAAUACCUGGACAGCAUGUAUUUCGAUCGCUUUCUCCAGUGGAAAUGGCUGGAAAGGCAACCAGUGACCAAAAACACUUUCCGGCAGUACCGCGUGCUGGGCAAAGGGGGCUUCGGGGAGGUGUGCGCCUGCCAGGUCCGGGCCACAGGUAAGAUGUAUGCCUGCAAGCGCUUGGAGAAGAAAAGAAUCAAGAAGAGGAAAGGGGAAUCCAUGGCGCUCAAUGAGAAGCAGAUUCUGGAGAAGGUCAACAGUCGGUUUGUGGUCAACCUGGCCUACGCCUACGAGACCAAGGAUGCGCUGUGCUUGGUUCUCACCAUCAUGAACGGAGGUGACCUGAAGUUCCACAUCUAUAACAUGGGCAACCCCGGCUUCGAGGAGGAGCGGGCCUUGUUUUACGCAGCUGAAAUCCUGUGCGGCCUGGAAGACCUCCACCGGGAGAACACGGUCUACAGAGACUUGAAACCUGAAAACAUCCUGUUGGACGAUUACGGCCACAUCCGGAUCUCCGACCUGGGUCUGGCCGUGAAGGUGCCCGAGGGAGACCUGAUCCGUGGCCGGGUGGGCACCGUUGGCUACAUGGCGCCCGAGGUCCUGAACAACCAGAGGUACGGCCUGAGCCCUGACUACUGGGGGCUGGGCUGCCUCAUCUACGAAAUGAUUGAGGGCCAGUCACCCUUCCGCGGCCGCAAAGAGAAGGUGAAGCGGGAGGAGGUUGACCGCCGGGUCCUGGAGACCGAGGAGGCCUAUUCCCACAAGUUCUCCGAGGAGGCGCGGUCCAUCUGCAAGAUGCUGCUCACCAAAGAUGCCAAGCAGAGACUGGGCUGCCAGGAAGAGGGGGCUGCCGAGGUAAAGAGACACCCCUUCUUCAGAAACAUGAACUUCAAGCGCUUAGAAGCCGGAAUGCUGGACCCUCCCUUCGUUCCCGACCCCCGAGCCGUGUAUUGUAAGGACGUGCUGGACAUUGAGCAGUUCUCCACCGUCAAGGGCGUCAACCUGGACCACACAGACGACGACUUCUACUCCAAGUUCUCCACAGGCUCCGUGUCCAUCCCAUGGCAAAAUGAGAUGAUUGAGACCGAGUGCUUCAAGGAGCUGAACGUGUUUGGACCCAACGGUACGCUCUCGCCCGACUUGAACAGAAGCCACCCACCCGAGCCGCCCAAGAAGGGGCUGCUCCAGAGAAUCUUCAAGCGGCAGCAUCCGCACAACUCCAAGAGUGCACCUAAUUCCAAGACCAGUUUUAACCACCACAUCAAUUCCAACCACGUCAGUUCAAACUCCACCGGAAGCAGCUAGUUUCACCUCUGGCUUUACCCUUCACAGUGGAACCAGCCAAAACCCUUCCAGUCGGAUGUGGAACUGGGGACACGGAACUGGUGGCCAGUGGCACCUCUGCUCUGGCCAGGCAGUUAGGGAGCCCCUCCCAGAACCAAGGACGGGGGCAGCUGCCCCUCAAAGGAGAGCCUCGAGGUUUCUCAAAUUCCCACUCAGGUCUGUUUUCAGAGGUGGCCUGGGGCCGGCGUGGUGAGGGUCUGUCCCUGUUAGCCAUCGCAAUAGGAAUCCAAUUGGCUAUGACAACUUGCACGUCUUUUAAUAGCGUCCUAACUAGAACUGAAUUUUGUCUUUAUUAUUUUUAAAGAAAAAGUUUUGUAAAUUUCUCUAUUGUCUCAGUUUACAUUUUGUAUAUUUGUAUUUAAAUGAAAGUCAGACUUUGAGGGUGUAUAUUUUCUGUGCAGCCACUGUUAAGCCAUGUGUUUUAAGACAUUUUAGGAGGGGGGAUUUACAAAAAAAAAAAAGAAAGAAAAACAAACAAAAUCCUGCGUCUCAGCUUCCCGAGCCUUGGCUGAGAAGACAUUUUCAUUAAAUGUAGAAGAUGGUCC
Elephantulus edwardii (Cape elephant shrew) is the source of this 2301-nucleotide messenger RNA. It is a transcript of the gene GRK5, whose product is annotated as G protein-coupled receptor kinase 5. Gene Ontology annotation, cellular component: cytoplasm. Bases 260 to 1717 code for a protein of 485 amino acids. The transcript has 15 exons. Gene Ontology annotation, biological process: signal transduction; regulation of signal transduction; protein phosphorylation. Lineage: Eukaryota; Metazoa; Chordata; Mammalia; Macroscelidea; Macroscelididae. The record is from RefSeq and is a predicted model, not a curated record. Gene Ontology annotation, molecular function: ATP binding; G protein-coupled receptor kinase activity.